AUGUCCACUGCCAGGGCUGGCUGCUCGAUCCGCACGACGCGGGCGCCGUUAGCAACGCCUCGGCCCCAUACGGGGCGCGCAUGGCCCAUGGCCACCUCGGCGAACACCAUCUACGACUCCGCCACCGUAAACGUCUACUAUCGGCAUCCAAGCGGGGCUUCCCCUGCGACCGCGGCGGCGUGCACAUCGGCCGCACAUGCGGCACCGCAGCAACAACAGCGAGCGCCGUCGUCUCGGUAUUCGCCCUCCGCAUCACCGCGCCUCGGCUCAAGCCACAACCGCGGCGUUCUUUUCCGCACGGCACCGCUUGCCUCGGCGGGGCUGCCCUUACCACCGGCAACAGCAGCAGCGCAGCGUGGCAGCUCGCAGCAGCACCCCCUCCCGCCGGCCCCUCCACAAGUCUCCCCACAUCCCGCCAGGCACAACCGCCAGCCGACGUUGUCGCAGCUGCAGCAUAGGUCACUCGUCGACAGCAAUGAUCGGCGCUCCGCUAUAUCGCCAACAGGGCUUCUUAGCAGGCUGAGCGCGUCGGGACAGUCUCACGGAUCACCCGCGCCCUCGUCGCAGCACACGCCAAAGUGCCCGGCCUCAGCAGCGGCACCGUCUUCCUCACCAUCGUUGCAGCCGCCAGUCAGCAGCGGUGUCGCUUCCUUGAUGGGCGGCAGCCAUCACCGCCCACCCGCACCGAGCGCGCCGUGCGGAGUCGAGAACGUGUCGAGGGCCGCGGGGGCCAGGUUAGGGCAUGCCCGCUUGGUGGCGGGGGCCAACUCAUCGCGACCACUAGAGCGGCCGCCACCCACUUCGCAGACGCGCCGGCCCGUCGUUUACGUGGAGCCCAUGGCGGCAAUCGCAGACGCACGACCAGCCCCGCAGUCGCAGCUCGAUACCAACUUGCAGACGCACUUCACCACUCCACGUGCUGCGGCGUCUACGUGGAGGACAAGCAAUGAUGGGAACGCCACUGUCGCCGCCUCACCGCAGCAGCAGCAGCCACAGCCGUCGCUCCCGCUAAACUACUACGCGCUAGAGCCGUCUCUGCAACUUACCCAGCACCGUCACGUACGCCACAUUGUCGUGAGAGACUUCAACAGCGCGCCUUCGUCGUUGCACCCGCAGCAGCAGCCUGUUAUCGUGCUUGUGCCUCAACCCCGCCCGGCACCGCCACAACAAGAGCGGUUACCCCGUCUCUACUCGUCCACGACAAGACCUGCAGGAGGGCCCUCACGCGGCGCCGUCCAAAACAACAUCUACGCCGGCAUGGCUGCAGAAGACACGAGCAGCGGGGCGAGCGAAGUCACCAGCACGCGCAGCAGCCGCACUCGUCAAGUCUUCCGUCGCGCGCCCGUCACAGCGAGCGACAUACCGACGGGCAGCCCGUACGGCGCCAUGCCAACCUACGCGGUCGUGAUGCCGCAGAGAAGCCUUCCAGCUCCCCCAAAAACAGGCGCGUCUGCUGCCUCUGCAGGUCUUCCGCCGCCGUCAGCCCCUGCGGAGGCAGCGCAGCAGCCGCAACACAACUCCAGAUGCCCGCCCAGCAGCAGCCGACCGUCGCCGCAAGAGAGCCGCGACCACGCCGCCAGGGAACAGCCGCUACCACAACCACCACCACAGAAGCGGCCAGCAUUGCCACAGCGCCACCAGCCACAGCGGGCGGAGACUGCCAAGUCACAGCUCCCGCCGCGGAUGCGGCUGCCAGCCGACCCAUUUUACUCGGAGGAGCUGAUCCCAGAGCAGCGACGUGAAGGGGCGUGGGACGGCAACGCGUCUACACAGCAGUCGGGGCACCGAGGCGGCCACUCUGUUCGUGUGCCCUCACAACAGCAGCUGUCGCUGUCGCACGAGGAGGACCUGUCCCUCUCCGCGAUGCUCUCCAGUGCAACGGUAGCGGCCCCGAUAUCGACGAAGACGGACCCCUACGCGGGCCACACCGCGCCAGACGGCGAGCCGCGGCCCCUGCACGUCCCUAUGCCGCCCCCCAUCAUACAACGCCCGUACGCCGCCACGGAGGAAGAGGGGGCGCCCCGCUUCUCCGUCAGGAAGGUGACAGCACCGCAGCGGGAGUCGGAUGCGCCCUCCCCGCGCCACUCUCCCCCUGCGGAGCACACUCUCCUGCACAGUCGUGGUGCCGCUGACGCCGGCGAGGCAGCAGCGAAGGAAACGCGUGAGCAGCUGUCUGCGGCUAAGGAGGCGGUGACGGCGAUGACGACCGCUGGUGUGCAGUCCUCAAAGAAGCCACAACAACUGCAGCAUGAACCCGACGGCUCGCCGAACGGAGACGAUGUCGAUGAGCUCCUUGAGGCCGAUGAUCUUAUCAUGCAGCCUAGCCGUCCACAAUCGUCGCGGCACGGCGCUGCUGUUGGCUCAAGCCCGAUUCAGAGCAUCCACAGCCCGCAGUCGCCCGCGGUCGAGUGCUUCAGCGACGCACCGCGCUCGGUGCACGCCGUCACCGGGUCCGAGACUACCACGGAGCAGCAGCAGCAGCAGCGGCAGCACCCAGAGCCGCAACUGCGCCCAACCUCACUUGGCCGAGGGGCCGUCGCCUCUGCGGAGAGCGAUCGCUGCGCUGCGGAGGAGAAGGCAGAACUGACCCCACCUCCGCCAGCGCAGCUACUGCCAACCGCGAUGGACGAUAUCACGGAGCGGGACGUGGGUGAGCAGUCCAACUACGUGUAUCGUGGCCACAUGAAUAUGACGCUCCCUCAGAAGAUGGAUGCGCCCCGCUGCGGCGGCUCAACAGCCGUGCACGGCGCAACCGAAGGCUUGGAACCGCCGCAGGACGUGGCCGUAGACGUGAUGGGCACGGCAGAGGAGCUCAGAGAAGGCAAGGAGGCGCUCUGCGGUCCGUCGACGGGCGCCGACGUCGGUCCCAAGACGCUGCAGGAGGCCGACGACACGAGCGAACCGACGGGGGCAUCCGCCGCGCCGCUCGUGCUCCGGGAGCGCUACGUCUACGUGGAUCCGCUGGAGGAGGCGAGCAUGGACGCGGCAUACAUGUUGGAUACGCUCGAGCAGCAGUACGUCCGCAUCAACGAAGAGACGAGUGAAGAGAUGGAGGACGUCAUGCACGUCGUCGAGCUCAACCGGUACGACCGGGCCGCGGCGAUGUCGCGCUCUUUUAUGCCGAAGGGUCGGUACCCCGACGUGUUGCCGAUGCUGCGCUACCCCGAGGAUGCGGUGCCUGCGGACGCCUUUGCGGCCACCACGACUGGCAGCCGCUCCCGCCCCGCCUCGUCGCCAUCGGCGGGGAAACUGACGUACUUCCCACUGAGGGAGACCGCCUACCUAAACCUGUGCGCUACGGUGUGGCUAUCCCGCUUCCACACGGCGGAAGCGCGUGGCCUACUGGCGGCGGAAGCGCGUGGCCCGGCGAGCGACGACGACACCGCGGCGAACGGAGCGGACCACGAAGGGGCAUGCCCUUCGUCCGCAGCGGUCGUCUACCACAACCUGGACCACCCCUCUGCAAACCUGCUGGCGGCGCUAGACGGGCGCGUGUCCGCCCAUGUGCAGGCAUUUCUUUCCGAGACGUGCGCCGGUCGCGACGGCGCCGAUCCCUGCAACUACGACGCGGCGUGCGUGCGGCUUAGAGACGAAAACAACAUCGGCUGCCUCCCACACGGGGUGUGGGCGGAGGCCGCGCCGCAGACGCUGUCGUUCGCUGACCACGUGACGAACAUCCUGCUGACGGCCACGGUGCCGCACGAAGCCGAGCGGCGCCGCGCCGAGGCGGCAAGGAAAACGACAGCGGAAGAGGUCGCAGCGCGUCGCACGUGGCUGUACUUCCUGGGCGCCUCUCCGUGGAACUACGAGGUGGUGGCGGCGAACGACGCGUACGCAGCGAUGCCGACGGCGGCCGCACGGCUAGCGUACGCCUUCAUGUACAAGGCGCGGACGCGCAACGUGGACGGCGGCCUUGGCUCGCUGAUGUUUUCGAUGUUGAGCCAGCAGGUGCCGGAGGCGGCGUUCGUGGACUGCCUGCUGAUGCAGGAGAAGCUGCGCCUGGCGCUGCUGCACAGCUGCUCGAACAUCGUUGCCUGCUGCGCGCUGCGGCAGCGGGUACUGCGCACGCCACAAGCGCGCGUGCCGAGCAAGGAGACACCGUCGACGUCGGCCUCGGUAUGGACCAGCCCGGUUCUCUCCCCAUACCUCACGCUGUAUGAGGGCUCCGCGACGCCACCGACGCGGCGGCCGCCGGACGGGGCAUCGGAGCUGUUCCGCCUGGAUAGGCCAGCGGGCGUCGACGAGGAGGCCAGUGGCAAAGACGGUCCCAGCAGCACGGCGCUCUGCCAGCACGACGACAGCCACCCCAAGGAAGAGGCGACGCCAUGCGGUGCGGACGAGCGCGUCGAUCUCUACAGCGUGGCGGUGCAGCUGAACUACUUCUUUCCCACCAAGACGCAGCGCGGUAUGCAUCAGCUGUGCGCCGCGCUCAUUGAGGAUCUGAUUGCGAUGGAUGCGUUACCGGUCCCAGAGCAAGUCGUCACGCCGGAGGGGGUGGUCCUCACGGAUCGCACGUCCAUUGUGGACGCGCUGGUUGUGGAGGGGGCGCAGGCGAUGCAGCACAUCAUCAUGACCCUCAGCGCGCUCCGGAAGGAGGUGCAACCGGAGACGGCCGACAGCUAUCGCACGCUGCGCGGCAGCAUCGACACGGCGGCGGUGUGGGCGACAAUGGAGAAGCGGCUGAUCCUUUUCGACCCUGCCAUCAUGUGCUUCCUCAGCACCCCGGUGCCCGUCAACGACCUCUUCGAGUACGCCGCGACGGACGGCCCGCCCAGCAUGCAGCCUCAGUCGACCGGGCGUAAAAGCUGGCUUGUCGAGGUGCUGCGGCUGCAACACGUGGCGGAGACGGUACAGUACACAAUGGAGAUGCAAGACGCCAUUUUGGUUGCGAGGCAGCUCAACCACCUCGUUGUGUCGGCCCAGCGGCAGAGGGCGCUGGCCGGCAAGCGUGACUCCGGCCAGCAGCACGGCCGCUACUCAACACGGUCCGUCGCUGAGGAGCUUCAGAUGGACGCCGUCGUCGUCGGGCAAAGCAUGGACCAGGUCGUGCGCCGAGCCUCCUCCGCCUCGCUGCUUGGAAUGCUUGGUGCAGGCAACGGUGAGCGGACGGCGGCAGAUGAGCCGUCGCUCGAAGACUUGCUUGAUCCCAACACGAGCCGCGACAGCAGCGACGUAAGCGUGCGCGCCGUCCUCGUCGCCCUCUGCUCCGCUGACCCGGAGAAACCAACGGCGGAGGUGCAGGAGUACUUGCGUCAUCUGCUCGCCCUCUACUUUGAGGUGCGCACACCGGACGGCAAUACCGUCGACAGCGGCGACACGCAGCAGGUCGCCAUGGCCCGCCUCAUGACGGCUGAGAUGGCGACGUGGGACUGGUUCGGGGACACAAUGCAGAACGGGACGCUGCGCGCCGGCGCCGCACCAGCGCACUGCGACAAAAUCCGCGUCAGCGCGGAGGAGCUGGCAUCGCUCUGCCCGCGAGUGCUAGGUCGCCGCGUGGGUGUCGCCAGCACCGUAGUUGCGGAUGCUACCGCGGCCGUCAUCGCCGCCUCGACCACCGAAGCGGUGGAGCCGGCGCCGCGGGCGCACGAUGAAGGGAAUGAUGACGACUCUGUAUUGGUGACCGAGUCGACUCUGCGGCUGCCACAAGACUCGAGGCGUCUAUUCGCACAGGAGAUGUAG
Molecule: messenger RNA, 5679 nt
Organism: Leishmania major strain Friedlin
Lineage: Eukaryota; Euglenozoa; Kinetoplastea; Trypanosomatida; Trypanosomatidae
Exons: 1
Coding region: 1-5679 (1892 amino acids)
Source: RefSeq, a predicted model, not a curated record